This is a messenger RNA of Ceutorhynchus assimilis (cabbage seed weevil), 5066 nucleotides long. Lineage: Eukaryota; Metazoa; Arthropoda; Insecta; Coleoptera; Curculionidae. The record is from the annotation of a GenBank genome assembly.
AUUUUUUUUUGGAGUAGGAAAUUUUAUUUCGCCGAAUUGUGUUUUACUACUACUGUUUUAAAUUGUUGCUAAAAAUAAAUAUAAAUAAUAAUUAGCAAUUAUCGAAGGACAUCUGUUCUAAUAUAAAAACAUUAUUGGUUACGAAAUUAUACCGCAAAAAUAGGGUCUUUUCGGCUUUUGAUAAUAUGUGAGAGGGUGAAAUUGCUCCUACUAACCCCAAAAAAAGCUAUGAAAAAAAUGGUUAAUAUAACAUGAGCUCCAGAGGGGACGAGCCUCACCAUAAAGGCUCAUCGAGCAAAUCGACGAUUCAAGAAAAAGUGGCAACCUUGUUCUACAGCAUAGGACUUUUGUGCAGCAGCUAUCCUACUUCGGUCUUGGUAUUCGCCAUUGUUUUUAUCGUCAGUUGUUGUAUGCCGUUGUUGAAUGUUCCACUGCCCUUAACAACCCCAAAACAAGAAUGGAUUCCAACCUUAAACCUCUCGACCUCCCUAGAGCCUUACUGCUAUGUUCAACAGGUCAUUUUAAAGGUCGCAGUUCUACCUUGGGAAGCUGACCUUACUUUAGGUGAUGCCUUUAGGGCUCCCCUUUAUGAAUCUUUUAAAGUUUUAGAUAUUGUAAGGAAUUAUCAGGACAGGAAUAGUUUAAAGACUUUAGGUCACGUGUGUCUGCAUAUUGAAGCCGUAGCCAAAGGCAGAGCCUAUUCGCCAGUUAUGCCUCAGUAUAGUUGCCUAGUUUUAUCUCCUGCUAAUUUUUGGCAUCAGGAUUUCAACCAGUUUAGUCAGGAUAGUUCAAUAUUGACUACUAUAUUUAAUCAGCAUAAAUACCAAAAAGGCAAAGUCUCUGUGUCGGAAAUGCUAUUUGGAAUGCCCUUGCGUGAUACUGGGAUUAAAAGGUAUCCGUUGAGGCAUAGGCAAAGGAUAAUUCAGUUUGCUGUUACUUUGUUUUUUAAGGAUUAUGAUAGGGAAUUCAUUCAAGGCCUUCAAGAAAAAUUAGCCUCAGUAUACCCCUUACAUCAAAACAUUACUAAAGUCUUGACAACAUUAAACGACACGUUAAUAAUAAAUUAUCCAGAAGAAAUCGACUAUUUCGAAUUAGCUCCUAUCAUAGCAGCUUUCAUAGUAUUGUACUUAUACUACUAUUUUUAUGUCAGGAAAAUCGAAGAAAUCAAAUCAAAAGCUGGCAUGUCCUUUACAGCCAUGUUCACAGUACUUUGUAGCUUAUUAAUGACGAUGGGAAUUUGUUUUAUUUUCGGUCUCACUCUGAACAACCAAAGAGGUAGAUGGGUGUUUCCAUAUUUGGCCAUUCUAUUUGGUCUCGAGAACGUUUUAGUUCUCACUAAAAGCGUUUUAGCGACGCCCUCGCAUUUGGACGCUAAAAUUCGAUUGGCUCAAGGCUUGAGCAAGGAAGGUUGGAGCACAACAAAAACUUUACUCACAGAAAUCACUAUUUUUACUAUCGGACUUUUCACUUUUGUACCUGUGAUACAAGAAUUUUGCAUAUUUGCUUUAAUUAGUUUAAUAAGUGGGUUGUUUCUUCAAAUAUUUUUUUUCUCCACUGUUCUUGGAAUUGACUUGAACAGGGCUAGUACAACUAUUGAAAGGACCAAUCAAGGUUUUCGGAAUGCUUUGUAUCAGCCUUUGAUUAACACUGAAAAUUCAAUUUUUGGUAAUAAAGGCAUGAGCCGGUCAAGAUCUCAUCCUAGAUUAAGUUUUCCUACAAAUGUUGUAGCAAGUCAAAAACUCAAUAAUACUCAAGAUAAAAAGUUACCUAAAAGGCUUAGGAUUGUCAAUGUUUGGGCCAGGACUAGGUUUUUUCAAAGGGCCUUCAUGAUUUUAAUGGUUGUGUGGAUUUGUAUGAUUAUUUACAACAGCGAUGUUAUCAAUAACUAUUUCCUAAACACUUUGGACGAUAGGAAAAAUAAUAGCGGCAAACAUCAAGUACAACGCAACUAUCUUAACUUAAACUUUUUCCCGCUAAUUAACCUAACUAAAACCGUAAACUAUGUCACAUACAAACCCUUGGAAAUUGAAAGACCAAAUCAAUCGUUUGACGUAGAAAAAAUGAAGCCCUCCGAGUACGCCCCUUGGAUAAAACUUUCCAGCGAGCAUUGGUCCUCUAUAUUAAGGAAAUAUAAUGUUUGUUUGAGCGGGAAAAGCCUGGCAGUGUUGCCGAGCAUUAAGUUGGCUCACAUUAUCAGCCCGGAACAAGCUGUUUUGUUGAGGAAUCCUGAAGAAAAAUAUGGGAAUAAUUUGCAGUGGCAAGCGUUGGCGGCAGCACUGGAUCCUAUAGAUUUUAAUGGAGACGAUUUCCCAGCCACAGACCAAAUAGAACAACCAUUCUAUCCAAGAUCGCCCAUGGAAAUUAUGCUCCUAUCCAUAUUAAUCUUGAUCAGCGUCAUUGUCAUGGCCUACGGUUUCGUGGUCCUCUACAAAUGCGUCUGUUCGAGAAACUACGCCGAAUGGCGCGCUUCUUGGUAUCCGGAAAAAAACGAAGACCCCAUCGAGGACCAAUACAUGUUGGAGGCCGUACCUGUUGUCUUGGACGGGCACAGCCAAGAGGUUGAAUGUAUAGCAACUGAUGGAGUACAUUUGGCAAGUGUAUGUUUAGGAGGCCGUCUUAAAAUUUGGGAUAAUAGUACUGGAGAGCUGAUGACUGUUAUAGAUAGGAAAGCGCAUUUUAGCCAAAACGAACAGGAGAGUGAGUUUUGUUUUGAAAACGAUGACGCGUCUGAUUACGAAUCAGGCUCUCCACCUUCACGAGAUGAAGUUUUUCCUCUACUCAUUAACAGAAUCAAUACAGACUUUUCAAGUCUAAGAUCUCGUAGCUCAGCUGCUGGAAAUAACACGUUUAAUUCCAGAUACGAGUUUUAUAAAGCGUACAAGUUUCAUUAUACCAGUGAUAAAUCCACAAGGUAUAAUGUUUUUGCACAUAGAAAUAGUGCGGAAGAGGAAGGGUUAGGUAGAAAAACUAGUGACAGUGGCAAUAGCGCUGGGAAAUUGUCCUCAGUUUGGUGCAUGGAUUACGUUGAUAAUCUUAUAAUUAUUGGCUGUGCCGAUGGGAGGCUUGAAUUUUGGGAGGCUACAACCCAAAAAUUAAAGUGUAUUUUUGAAGACGGUAACGAUUCAGGCGUUACAAACGUAAAACUGAUUAGUUCUCGCGUAAUAGUGGCAAGACUGUGCGGUUCUUUGGAUUUUUUCCAGCUGCAAACCUACAACCAAGGAAGACCCGUCGACUGGAACUUCACUUGCGCCUACAGGAGAACUCAUAUCCGAACAGGCUCGAUGGGGUCCAUAUCUGAAAGGGAAAUAAACAAUCAGAACGACUCUGAAGAUUUGAGGUGCAUCAAAUUGCAAAGUGUAAAAGCGCAUCAGCAACCGAUAACUUGUUUGGACUGCGAAGGGGGUAGAAUAGUGACUGGUAGUCAGGAUCAUACAUUGAAAGUGUACAGGGUGGAAAAUGGAGAGCUGUUGUACACUUUGCACGGACAUUGUGGGCCUAUUACUUGUCUGUUUAUUGAUAGAGUGUGUCCUGCCACGUCCGGGAGUGGAUCUCAGGAUGGGAUGUUGUGCGUUUGGGAUUUGUUAUCAGGAACCUGUAUGUACAGUAUCCAAGCCCACGACGGCUGCAUCAUCUCACUAACUUACUCAGCAAGCUACGUAAUCUCGUUGGCCAUAGACGAACGCCUGUGCGUUUGGGAACGUUUCCAGGGACAUCUUCUGAACACAAUUUUCGUGGGACAAGUUUUUUCGAAUCACGUCCUAAUGCUGGCACCCCAUUUGGUUGUCACCGGUCGUAACGGCGGUCUAGUGAUAUGGGACGUGAGAAAUGGAGAAUGUGUUCAAACUAUUACUUUAGGACGAGAUCCGUUUGUUUUUAUUAAUCAGUUGAUUUUGCUUAGGGACGCUGUAUUGUGUGAUUACGGGAGACAGUUGAGGAUUGUUAGGUUUCCGUUGAUUACUCAUAAGUUUGAUUAGAUGCAGAAGUGAUACAAGAGACGAAUUUAUUUAGUUAAUAUCUAUAGUAUGUUUAUAGAUAAAGUACUUAGUUAAUCCAGAUAGAGCAGAGAUAAGUAGGUAUCUCUCUAUAGUUUUUGUACUAAACAAAAAUCUUGUCUGCAAUAGUUUUUCUGCUUAAAAUAAAGUUGGGCAUAAUGCUUUUGCCUGUUCCAAGUUAUGCUUAAAAUUGUGCCAAGCUUUUGAGUAUGCCAAAAGAUUUUUAGAGCGUUAUUAAGUGGCAUAUUGUUUUGUGUUUAAUUUUGCACUAAAGCAUUUUUGUUUAUAUUAUGUACAGCUAGAUUAAGUAAUAGAAUUUGAGAAAAAAAUUAUAUUUUCAUAGAAAAGAAUGAAAUGGUUUAAUAUUUUUAUUAAAAUUGUUUGUGCCUUAGUUUGUUGCACUAAAUUAAAUACUUAGUUUAUUAAUAAGAAGUAUGAAAAUGUACAUUAGUAUUAAGUAAGACGACUUAAUUUAUUUUAAAUUAUUUUCUAAUUUGUUUGUUUUUAAUGUUUUAGAUACUCUACUCACCCGCUGUCUUUUGUAAUUUGAAUAUUUAUUUUUGGAAGUAAAUGUUUUUGGCAUUAUUAAACAAGUUCUACUGUUAUAUGAUAUAUGAACGGUCUUUCAAUUAAUAUUACUUAUUUAUUGAUACUUAAUGUUGAUAAUUUUGUCAAUUUUUAAGAUUUUCAAUAAAAAUUCUUAUUAAAAAUAUUGAUGUGUGUACAAAAUAGGGUGGCCUUGACAGUAUUAAUUUGCAAAGUGCAACAAUUAGGCCCGGCCUCUGAUAAAAAUUCAGCUGUUGUCGGCACGUGUAUGGCCUCUCUCGAGCAAUAUACGACUGUGACGUCAUUUCAGGGUCGCACAAGUUCCUCUUACUGACUGCAGUAAUUUAAACAUCAUAAUUAAUAUUCUACGUGGGGAAGUGGGUGGUUAAUUGAAAGUGAAAUUUUUUUUUCCUGGGUUGCGAGCCAUUUUACAAUAUUAUAAAGAAUUUAUAUUUAUUGGCCAUGGUCUAUUGAAUUUCGAUUUGGCUUAUGUUUGUUGCAUCGAAAUAAAACAUUUUAGCAAUUCUU